This is a messenger RNA of Oenanthe melanoleuca, 5919 nucleotides long. RefSeq names its product chromosome 9 C3orf70 homolog (gene C9H3orf70). Bases 2743 to 3369 code for a protein of 208 amino acids. The transcript is spliced from 3 exons. The record is from RefSeq and is a predicted model, not a curated record. NCBI's taxonomy places the organism in Eukaryota, Metazoa, Chordata, Aves, Passeriformes, Muscicapidae.
UUUGUUUUCCCCAUCCCUUCUUUACAUGGUGCAAUUAGAUAGUUUUCCUAUUCCUGGAGGAGUUUGUGUCUGAAAAGGCUGCAUGCCUCUUGUCUAAAUACAUUUUAUUUUGCCCUUUGUCUACUCCUGUCCACCCGUGGGUGAGGGAGCAAAACUGAGGGCAGGAAACCCAUCAGGAGUUACAAGGCAAGCCAAGUGCCUGGUUCCAGGGAGGACUUUUCUCCAGGAUUGGAGAGGGAGCCACUCUAGGCCCAACAGACUGGGGCAGUUUGCCCCAAAUCACUCGUGUGCCACAGCUGAGAGCAAUUCAGCUUUGCUCAGAGGUGAAGCACUACCACAUGAGCAGGCUCUGUGUGACAUGUUACACAAGAGCCCUGGCUGUGCUGGCUGCUCGUUCAUCCCCAGGACAGCUCUGGACACGAUGCCCUGCCCGGGCCAACCUCUCUUCUGCUGUGCCUCGUGCCCUGGUGUUCACCCGCCCUGGGGAUCAGCUGGGAAAGGGCAAUUCCCUUGCAGCAGAGGCUGCAGAGCAGAGGGUGUGCCCUUCCUCUCGAGCAGCAAUGUUAUCUCAGGAUAGCACCAACUCCUACUGGGGCCGAAAUGCUUCUCGUCACCUGCAGCACCCGUGUACUGGUGCCUUUGAUGGGUCCGUUUCCCUCAUCAGGAAUUGCUGAGAACAGAGGUUAUUCACACCAGUAAUAUCUCUCCUGACAGAAGUUCAUUUGUCAAUUCGCAUCGACCAAAGCCGCCCAGCACGGAUCGUUGUGUCUGCCUGACGUGGCAGCAGGCAGCGGUGACACUGCUGCCGCCGCGAGCUCCGUUCCCAGCUCCGGGAAGGGGGGCAGUGCGUGGGAGCCCUGGCCUCGGGCCUGCCCCGCUCCCGGCAGGCGGAGCGAGCCAAAGGGCAACCACAGCUCCUUGGCCCCCAGUCCUGCACGGCAGCCUGAUCCAAAGCCCUUGGUGCCUGCUGACAACCACCAGCUUCUGUGAGCUUCUUUGGUAAAUUGUUAACAGCCUUGCACAGUCCCCAUCAGCUCAAAUGUGCAGUGAUACCAGAAAUACACCCAUAAGUGAAAUGUUUCUUCAUUUAACAGGAGAGAACACAGCCCUGCACAGAGGAGAACUUGAUAACCACUUGGUACAGGAUUAGUUUUCCCACCUGUCUUUUCAAACCAAUUAACCAUUUUCACUCAGUAGGAAAAUAUCUGUUAAAAAUGUUUUCCAGGUAAAACCAUCCCUACAGGUGAGGAGCACACUUUCAUGUCUGACUAUUCCAAGCUGACAUGAGCCGAGGUUAUACAGUUCUCUGGCACGGUGAGGCUGUGGUGACACACAAUGUGAGCUGGAUCCAGUCCAUCCUUAAUCUUUGGGUCCUGCUUUUGCUUUCAUGUGCUGUCUGGCUGCAUGUCUGUGCUUUCUGCACAGCGGGGUGCUUGCUUUCAUUCUGAGGUGAUUCGUUGUCAGUGUCGGCCCUGUGAGCACCCCUGGCCUCUCUCAUGCAGCUGCAGGAUUGUUAGAUAUCUUUAAUUAAGUCAGUGAACUCUGCCAGUGCAGCAGAUGCCUCCAUUAACUGCUCAGCCACAGGCAUUGUGCAAAACAGGGCGAACGGGAGUGCACCAAAGGGGAGAAUUGCCUUAGCUUUGAUCAGAGUGCCCUGCGGCACCGGCCCUUCAAAGGGAGGCAGAGAGCUCCCUGCCUUAGGCCGCUCAGAAGUGCUGUCCUGCAGCGCACGCCCAAAUUGGAUGGGGCUCUUCGGUCUCGCCAGAAACACCUACUCCUUUCUGUAACCCUCACUUUAGCUGCCUUCUUUAUUUCUUUUGAACAGAAAGUGAUCUGACGGCCCAGGCUGGUCUGAGAGCACUUCUGGAGAGACCUGACUUCAACUCCCAGUGCUGAGCAGAGCAGCAAUAAAACUGCAAUUUUCUUUCAAACAUAGCAGGGAAACAAGUCCACCACCAUACUUAGGAAACAAAUAAUAUAGCCAUGGUUCAAGAUAAAUCCAAUCUUUAAUUUUGGCAUAAAAAUAUGAUUGUUGGAAAAUAAUAAUACACUUUCAUAUGUUUAUUAGCCAAAAUUAUAUCUGCUGAUUAUUUUACAAAAUGAAAGACAAAGUUUCUCAGUUUUUUUUUAAUCACUGUGUGCUUAGAAAGAAAUGGGUUUCUGAAUUAGAUUAAGUAGCAUGAUGAAAAAAAAGCAACUAAAACCUGCCUGUGCUGCGGGCCACUUUGCAAGCAGCUCAGUGUCCUGCUCCAUUGGCUCUGGCACUGUAGGGGUGAUCUGUGUCCACCUGUCUCACAGACUAGCAAAGAGCUGCACGUGUGGAGUGCCCCAGACCGCUCGUAAUCGAGGCUGCUUGCCUGCUGCCCACGCUCCCCGGUGGCUGCUGUCCGGUGCCAGGGUGCCCGGAUCCCAUUUAUCAAGCCCGGUGGUGUCUGGAGAGGAGCUCCACAUGGCCAGGGGUGGGCUGGGGGGAGCCUGGCAGCCGGCCCGCUGCCCUGCCGGGAGCCGAGCUCACUCGCCCGGGGCUGGUGGCCCGUGCGCUCCGGCCGCCGCAAGCGCCUCGGGAAGCAGCGAAAGGUCACAGCGGCCACAGCUGCCGGCAGCGCCCUCGGGCACCGGCCCCCGCUCACCCCGCCGCGCAGGGCUGUCCACCCAGCCGGGGGACACAGCCACGGGGCACGGCCAUCGCAGGGCACGGCCGCCAGCGCACAUCGCCAUCGGGGGCACGGCCAGCUACGACCUAUGAGGGACCACGGUCACCCGCAGGGCACUGCCACCGUGAGGCACGGCCAUCGAGGGACAGAGCCAUCGGAAGGUAAAUACGUGUACCAGCCCAUGACCCCCGUGGAGCAGCUCCCCAGCACCGAGAUCCCCGUCCGCCCCCGGGAGCCCCCCAACACCAUCCAGAUCUCGGUGUCGCUCACCGAGCACUUCCUCAAGUUCGCUCCCGCCUUCCAGCCGCCGCUGCCGCCCGAGGCGCCGCAGUUCUGCACCAUCGCCGACCUGUUCAUCGACAACUACCGCGUCAAGUGCAUCAAUGGCAAGAUGUGCUACGUGCAGCGCCAGCCGCCCGCCCCGCACAGGGCAAAGCCCGACGACGGCUCCGGCCACAACGCCUUAAUCACAAAGGAGAGCAAUACACCAAAAACAGAGCACUGCUCAUCCCCCUCCAGCUCUGAGGACUCCGGCAUCAACGCCGUGGGGGUUCACUACAUGGAGUCGUGUGACGAGGACACGGAGGGGGUGGCCGAGCUGAGCUCAGAGGAAGAUUACAGCCCGGAUAGCAGCUGGGAGCCGGACGAAUGCCCGCUCCUGUCGCCCUCGCAGUGCGAGAUGGAAGUGAUUGAGACUAUAGAAACCACUGUGUGACCACACAAGUCUGCAUCAGCCCAGUCCACUUCUUUCUCAGUAAUGUUGCUUUUGUAGUAUUUCUAUUUUCUGUUUUUUCUGACAAUCCCUUUUUUCCAGUGCACUUGAUAUUUCAGAUUCCUGUCAUGGGAGCGUGGUCACAGGACUUACAUAUGGUGAACUAGCAGCAGCCUGAGCAAUUUUAACACGUUCUCAGCCUGAUCAGCUCUCCCACGUCUGCACGUAAGGUAGUGACAAAUCUUAAGACUUUUCUAGCAGAAAUAGGCCCUUUUGUUGGUCUGGGUUACCCCACACACAACUUCUCACACGAGGACGUGCCACUCGAGAUGUUUCCACCCAUCGGGUUGUUGGCAGGGACCUCAGAGCAUGGAGGUGCAGGCCUGGAGCAGCAAACUGAGGUGCCCUUAGACUUUCUCAAACAGCUACACGAGGCUCCUCCCAUCUCUCUGUCCUGGUGCCUCUUCCCUAGUGCUGGUGCGACCCUUCUCCAAGGCUGUCGGCACCACGCUUCCAGCAGGGUGAAAUGGCAGGCUAGAGAAUGCACAAAGUGCCUCCAACUUUUCUCCAGGCUAUGCACCGAGCAGCUGCUGAGGGAGGCCAGGCUCUGAAAUCUCCUGAGAAGGCAGGUCUUGCUCUGGAGGGGGAUGAGUUACCUGGAUCCAGCUGGUCCCUUUUCUCUGCCUGGAUCUUGGGAAGGGGGUCUGGCUUUUGCAGGUGGGCUGGAGGGGGAGCAGGCAGAGGUGGGGCAUGGCCAUCUAACCAAUACCACACUGGACUGGGGAGCACCAGGACAGGCGAAAGAAGCGACUACCUCCGAACACCCGCGCUCAGCUCCGCCUCUGCCUCUGCCUCCUCUUGGGCUCUUUGGUGCCAGACACUCAGGACCAAAUGGCCUCAGGGUCUGCAUUUGCCUGAAGAUUAACAAAGUUUAAACAAAAAGAAUUUUAACAGCCACACCACUGUGUCGGCAGAGCUUGGGGACAGCGUGGAGAUGCCUCGGGGAGGUGGCAUGCGAGCUCGUUAAAAUACAGCCUAAGGUCAUCCUAGUGGAGAGAGGAGGCUUUGGCUCCUGCUCCCUUGCUCCCAGUCCAGGAGCAGGUUCAGAGCAGGGGUCCCUCACCCAGCUGGCAGUGGAGCUGUCUCACAGGAGGUUCAGUUUCAGCCCUGCUUGAAGGAAACAAAAAUGUCGCUCCGAUUCCAGGCAGCUCCACAGAGCUGGAGCCAGUAACUCCUGUGUUCCUGCAGUGUUACUGCCGUUCUUUGUGUAGUUGCUGUUUGCGUUUCAGAAGUCCCUGGUGAAUCCAAGGCUGUGUAAACGUGUACAGUUAGUGACUGAUCCUAGAUUAUAGUCUGUGGUAGAGGAUGGCUCAUCUCUCACUGUAUCCUGACAAUGUAUUCCCAAUUUUAUACACUUUGUAAUCAGUAUCUUUAGAAGACAUUUAGGCAACAGUGUGUGUCUGUGCACAUGCGCGUGUCUAGGAGUUUCCAUGGGUGGAUAUAAAGUAAUGCUGUACUUUUUAGACUAAGACUUUCAGACAAAAAUAACAGGUUUUAUAGUUUUGAUGACUUACAUAAAAACAUGCAAUGCUUGUGAAAUGAGGAAUUGGGCCAUUGCAUGAACGGAUACAUUCUCACAAGGCACCUGAAAAUACUCUGUUUUUCUGAGGGCAUUUAAACAAAGGCUGUAGUAAAACUAAAUAGGAUUAAUUUCAUUUUUAAGAGCGGGGUUGUCUUUCUUGGCUAACUACAGUUUCUAACAACAUUUUUGGUGUCUUUGGACCAUUCAGGCACAUUCCAUAGGUAGAAGGAAACAUUAUGUAUAAACCUACAGCAUUUAUUCAUAUUUAAUCUUUCAAUUGUAACCUGAGUGGAGAGCUGAACUAGCUCGCUCUCAUGCCUGGCCUCCGAGCUUUCCUUGUAGAAAGAGGAAGGCUCUUCCUCCCCUGGGAACAACUUCUCAUUCCCAGGCAGGAUGGGUGGGCCUUUCCCAAGGGCAGGGAGCUCCUUGCCAGUUCUCCCGGGGCACCAAGGGCAGGGAAGGUGAGCAGGACCCCCCUACCCAGCACAGCUCACCUUGUUUGCAGGCAAGCAGGAGCCACAGCCCUGCCUGGGCACUGGCUGGGAGCGCGGUGACCUCGGGGGGUGCUGGUGGCAGAGACUCCACAGGGUCCUGGCCCCGUCAGUAUCCAUUCUUCCUUAACUGUAAGUAAUUAGCAAUACCCACAAGCUGUGAGUGUCUCCUACCCAGGAUUUGUUCAGAUGUCUUAAGCACAAUAAGCUGCCUCUUCCUUCUGUUGUUCCUGGAAAACGUCAGGGGCGCUCUGGGGAGUGCUGGGGCUGCUGGAGAGCGCUCGGGCAGGGCCCAGCCGCGGGGAUCUCCCGCUCCAUCACACACCCGCCUCGGAACACGCCCACCGAGAGCGGGGCUCCUUCCUUUGCACAAACACGGCUCGGGCCAUGUUGUCGCAGCCAUGCCCUGAGCUGGCUGCUCCCCCAGCCAGGGAGAGGUGUGUGUAUAUUUCCUCUUGAAUAAAAUACUGAACAACUGGC